UACACAGUUCCUUGGCCUGGCUAUAGAAGUAACCAAAUAAUAAAGUUAAGGUGUGGUGGCAUGGAGUAGAAUCCAACUCUUAUAGUGAACCGAUCCCCGGUUUGGUGAGCGGCUCGCGUCAUCUACUUUGACUAAUUAACAAGAGAUGGACAGACCUAGCCGGUUCUGGCCUUCACCUUUUCGAGUUGGCCAAAAGCAGAGAAGAGAAGAAGCACAAGAAUUGGUAACAAGCUGACGCCUCCACCUUCAACUGACCCACAAAAGCGGCGGCCAGCGGCCAGCGCCGGCAGGACGAUGAAGGAGGCUCUGCCGUUGGCGGUGCUGCUGCUGUGGCUAGGCGCGACGCUGCCGCCUAGCUCCGGAUCGGCUGUGCUCAUCUCGGACAUGACCAUGACUGUGAUGGUGGAGCUCUCGUCCCGGCAUCCCUUCUGCAAGAUGCACAGAGAUCGCGGCGACAUUCAACGGAUGCUGCUGCAGUCGGAUCCACGACGCAUCCGGCAGGUGCCGCGCGAGUCGGUAAUGGAGCUGGAGGAGGUGUGCCGGCAUCAGGGCUCCUAUGGUCAUGAGUUCCGCGGCGGCCUGGGCUUCAUCUAUCCGGGGACCAAAUGGUGUGGCCCCGGGACAGCGGCCACCAGCUACGACGAUCUGGGCGCCCAUACGCGGGAGGAUAGAUGCUGUCGCGAGCACGACAUGUGCCCAGAUGUCCUGAACGUGGGCGAGUGCAGGCGGGGAUUGUGCAACCGGGGUACCUUCACCCGCUCUCACUGUGACUGCGACGCGAGAUUCCGGCGCUGCCUGCAGGCGGCCAACACGGAGACGGCCAAUACUUUGGGGGCGAUCUUCUACAAUGUGGUGCAGGUGACGUGCUUCCAGGAGCGCAGUCCCUGCUCGGCGCACCAGAGGUUCGAGGAUUUCUAUUACCGCACCAAUCAGUGCCCGGCCGAGUUCCGGCAGGCGGACCUUUAUGUUCCACCGCACGGGGACAAUCUGAUAGCCAAGAUCCUGGCCCAUCCAGUGCAGCAAAGUCGUUCUCUGGCCGCCGCCGCACCGGCCCUGGCCCCGGCCAAGCUCACGGCCCGCCGCUUUGGCGUUAAGCUUGCCAGCGUCGGCCUGGCGGCAGUCAACAUUAUCCGUGAGGUGGUCCAGCGGCCGCGUCUUCUUUGGGAGAGCCUGCAUGCGCCCGUCAGCCGGGAGCUGCCACCGCGGUUCGGGGGAUCGCCGCCAGGCGGCUACUACUACGAGCGGCCAGGGCCAGGGUCGUCAUAUGGCUAUGGUAGCUACGGCUCUCGUUGGAGCUGAUGGUGGGAGCCGAGAGAGCUCAGAAGACUGUUCCCGUGUAGUAUUAGUAGUCAUAAGUAGUAGUCACUGCCAGUAGAGCCAGUCCACUUAGCCAUAUGCAUGUGUGAUUCGAUUCCUGUUCCUGUUCCUGCUCCUGUUCCUGUUCCCGUUCCCCAUUUCGAUUCCCCCUCACGCUCGGCAUAUCCAUUAGCUAGUUGACCACCUUCACUUCCUCCAAUAAACUCGCUGAGAACUAUUAUCC
Messenger RNA from Drosophila pseudoobscura, 1540 nucleotides. RefSeq names its product acidic phospholipase A2 PA4. Gene Ontology annotation, biological process: arachidonate secretion; phospholipid metabolic process. Bases 295 to 1299 code for a protein of 334 amino acids. NCBI's taxonomy places the organism in Eukaryota, Metazoa, Arthropoda, Insecta, Diptera, Drosophilidae. The record is from RefSeq and is a predicted model, not a curated record. The transcript has 3 exons.